AUGGUAGCCAAAGCCAGACUUCUGGGAAUUACUUUGUUGGGAUUGAGUGAUGGUCUAGCUAAAACCCAUGUGGCUCAUCAUCUAUUCCCCAAGAUCCCACAUUAUCAUGCUUGGGAAGCCCCAUAUCCUUUGAAAGCUAAAUUAGGACCACAUUGUCAAUUGAUUGAUGAAAACUAUUGGGUUAGUUUUUGGAAAGGCUUUAGCCACUGUUGUUUUGUGGAAGAUGAGGGAGAUUUAUUGUUUUAUAAGAAUGCUAAAGGUCAAGCUUUGGUUAGAAUGAAGGAGUCUUAUGGAUCACCAAGUGAUUCUGAAUAUGAAGUUGAUCAAGCUAAAUCAAUUCAAAUCAUCAUCUACCUCUCUGCAUUUUACUUAAGCGCACAUGUGAUAUCUUUCUCUUUGGCUAAAUCUAUGCAUUUUUGA
Messenger RNA from Melampsora larici-populina 98AG31, 420 nucleotides. RefSeq lists its product as uncharacterized. The record is from RefSeq and is a predicted model, not a curated record. NCBI's taxonomy places the organism in Eukaryota, Fungi, Basidiomycota, Pucciniomycetes, Pucciniales, Melampsoraceae. Gene Ontology annotation, molecular function: oxidoreductase activity. The coding region runs from base 1 to 420 and encodes 139 amino acids. The transcript is spliced from 2 exons.